Molecule: messenger RNA, 837 nt
Organism: Coregonus clupeaformis (lake whitefish)
Lineage: Eukaryota; Metazoa; Chordata; Actinopteri; Salmoniformes; Salmonidae
Product: protein lin-52 homolog
Exons: 6
Coding region: 15-353 (112 amino acids)
Biological process (GO): regulation of DNA-templated transcription
Cellular component (GO): DRM complex
Source: RefSeq, a predicted model, not a curated record
GUGUGGAUCUGAAGAUGGCGUCUCCAAAUGGAGGUGAUGAUUUUGAGUCAUCUCUGCUGAGUUUUGAGAAGCUGGAUAGAGCAUCUCCUGACCUAUGGCCAGAGCAAUUGCCAGGAGUCGCAGAUUUUGCUGCAUCAUGCAAAAAUCCAAUUACCAAUUCUCCGCCCAAAUGGAUGGCUGAACUGGAGAGUGAGGACAUUGAAAUGUUAAAAGAGCUAGGGAGCCUGACCACAGCCAACCUGAUGGAGAAGGUCAAAGGGCUACAGAACCUGGCCUACCAGCUGGGCCUUGAGGAGUCCAGGGAGAUGACCAGGGGAAAGUUCCUGAACAUCCUGGAGAGACCCAAAAAGUGAAGACCCCAGGACUGCUCUUUACACAGGAUGUGUCUGCACAAAGAGUAAUACAACACCCAGACGACUGACUUGAGACAGGAAGAAGAGGAAUCAGACCUAUGCCUUUAUGUAUACACUCAUACUACAACCACCAUCAAGUCCCUGGAUUUGAAUAGAGACACUGGGGCUAAAUUCACUCACUGCGGAGUUCCGCUCUAAGAGUCAAAGGGCUGCAACACUUUUCACCCCCUGACUUGUACAUUUAUGUUGUCCUCAAAGACAGUUCCAUUUACUUUUAUAAUGAUUUGAAAUGGUGAGUAGCUUUAAAUUUCCUGUUUUAGCUAGUUUGUAGGACUGUUUUUAAAUGUGUAUAUUCUGUAUUUAUUCUUGUUUUGUAUUUAUAUUUAGAGCAUUUUAAACAUUUUUGCAAUUUGUCAAAGAAAAUUGUGUAAGUCUUUUAAAAAAUUAAUAAAAUCCUCCCUAUUUUAGGGUUAUAACAUGUUUA